AAGAAGAUAAAUGGAGACAGGCUUGCAGGUAGAUGGUUAACGGACGAACAGAGAGAUGUAGUCAUUGGGCAUGAUUCAUUCUUAGUGGAUACUUGACCAGCAUCCAGACAGCAUUGAGAGCCCGACUCUCCAUUUUCUCUGCCUCUUUACAGGUGCAAGAGGGGAACCGGACAAACGUAUCGUAUAUUUCCUUUUUUGUCUUUUUUUUUUUUACAGAAAUCCAGGGAAAUAGAUUACUGGCACAUCAGAUGACAGGCAUAUAGACAGAGUCGGCUGGACAGACAAAUACAAAGAUGGUACAAUGAGUGUUUCAGAUGGAGAGAUGGAAUAUGUGUGGUCAGCCCAUUCUCCCCCGUCCUGCUCAAUAGCCUCCAUAACAUCCAGCAACUGGCUCCCGCUUCAAAUACAGUUAUGCGGAUUGCGCGCUUUGGCAUUAUUCCAGAUUUGGGUCGGAAAGAAACUAACUUUCUAAAGGUUAAGGAAUGGGGGACUGGUCCAUUCUUGGCCGUUUCCUCACGGAGGUGCAGAACCACUCCACGGUGAUCGGCAAGAUCUGGCUGACCAUGCUGCUGAUCUUCCGCAUCCUCCUGGUGACGCUGGUGGGCGACGCGGUCUACAGCGACGAGCAGUCCAAGUUCACCUGCAACACGCUGCAGCCCGGCUGCAACAACGUCUGCUACGACACCUUCGCGCCCGUCUCGCACCUGCGCUUCUGGGUCUUCCAGAUCGUGCUGGUCUCCACGCCGUCCAUCUUCUACAUCGUCUACGUGCUGCACAAGAUCGCCAAGGACGAGAAGCUGGAGAUGGAGAAGGUGCAGGUGCGGGCGCUGGCCAAGCGGGGACCCCCGCGGGCGCGGGCGGGGCUGUCGAACCGGGGCGGGGAGAGGGAGGAAACUCUGGAGGCGGCCACGCCCGCCUUCAGCCCCCGUUUUGAGGAGGAGUGGAGCCCCCAGGAGGGGGAAUGCGUGGAGCAGAGUCUCCUGGAGGAGGAGCUCGGGGAGGUGGGAAAGGACCCCACCCAGCUGUCCAGCCAGGUGCUGCUCAUCUACAUCGUCCACGUGGUGCUGCGCUCCAUCAUGGAGAUCGCCUUCCUGGUGGGGCAGUACUACCUGUUCGGCUUCGAGGUCCCCCACCUCUUCCGCUGCGAGACCUACCCCUGCCCCAACCGGACCGACUGCUUCGUGUCCCGGGCCACCGAGAAGACCAUCUUCCUCAACUUCAUGUUCAGCAUCAGCCUGGGCUGCUUCAUCCUCAACAUUGUCGAGCUGCACUACCUGGGCUGGGUCUACAUCUUCCGCGUACUCUGCUCCGCCUGCUCCACCUGCUGCGAGCAGGACCGGGAACCGGCCGGGCGCGCGGGGCUCUACCACGUCCACAACCCCCUCCUGCUGCAGCUCAAGCACUCGCUGCGGGGCCGGGUGGUCCUGCAGACCCCCCCGCCCCUGUCCCAGGAGAAGGCCGGCGGCCCGCCCGCGCACGCGCCCGCCAUCUCCUUCGAGACGGACUCCACCGUGGAGUGCACGUCCAAGAGGAGCCCCGACGACAAGGAGCGCGCCAAGGCCAAGCUGGCGAGCGCGGCCAAACUGGGGCGCGGCAAGAAAUCCUGGCUGUGAAAUUGUCCGAUCGUCUCUCUUUUACGCUUCCGUUUUUCACCUUCUUUCUUCUCUACGACACAUUGCCUUCGCUGUAAUGGCUGAAUGAAUGAAUUCAUUCAUAAAUGAAUUGCCAUGAUGUACUUUUGAGCAUUGGCGUUUCCGAUGAGAGAUAACAACAAAAGAAAACAUUCUUUUGAGUCUUUUGCAGUGAAUUUCUAUGCAUUCUGUUUACAAAAAAAAAACACACUUUAAAAAUGUAGACUGGCAGAAUUAGAGAAAUAGACACAUACAUAUAUUUCUUGUUUAAAGGCGUUUAUUGAACAUGGACUUUAUAUUUUACAGUACAUUUGUAUUUUAAACCAUCCAUGACCAAAGUCAACGCAUUUAUAACCUAAUCUUGAAUUCAUCCCAGGAGCAUACUUUGAUAUACAGAAAAAUAUUCUAGUGUACACAAUUUUCAAACUGUUCCCUAUACGCCCUCUUACAUUGCAGUUCUUCCAGACUGAUUGUUGUGUUGAUUCUCUUAACUCCAAUGUGCAGUAUUUAUGGUUUUUUCUUCCUUGCUAUGAGAAACCCUCAGUCCCUUUGGAGUCAACUGAGUGUGAGAAAGCGUACUUUACUAGUAACAUUCACAAAGUUUCACAAGACACACAGACACACAGACAUACACACACACAAGCACACGCACGAACACACACACACACACUCAGCAUUCUGAACGAUACAUACAAUGUAUGCUAAUAUAUAUUGAAACAUGUUUUGUAUUUUAAAAAAAUGAAUGAAUGGUGUUGAUAAAAAGGUAAGUAUGUCGAAGAAGGAUGCUUAAAUGAAUGAUGUCCUGUAUGUUCACCUAGGAGAUCCUUCAAAUUCCAGCCCUUGAUUUAUUGAUCGUUCCAGUUUGAUAUUUUCAGUUGUAUGAUGGCUGUUUCUUAGACAUUUCAUACAUUUACCUGUCUGGGUAAAUAAUCUUUUUACUUUUGUUUGUUGUUGAGAUGCAUCAGGACCAUGACUUGUAUUGUUCCAUUGGACAAAUUGUGCUUAUGUUAAAUCAAUGUAGCGUAAAUCACACCACUGUGAAAAAACUAAGGUGGUACAAUGAGACCACUGGACUAAAGGUUGAACUGUGUGUGGUUAAUGAAUUGGACUGGUCGUGCACUUUCUGGAUGAAUUCAAUCUAAUGGGUGUAAUUGAAACAUUGCACAGUGUGCGAGAGGUUGAAUGAAACAUUAAACAAAAGGAAAAACCAUACAUUAGACAACAGUGUUUAACAGACAAAGGUGUACAGUAUUAUUAUCAAGCGACAAACCAAUCCUUGAGGAAAUUUGGCUGGUAUAAAUUUGCCAACCGACUGUGAUAUGGAGGACUAAAUUGAUAUGAAUAAAUAAAUACAGUUGCAAGAAGAAGUUUGUGAACCCUUUGGAAUUACUUGAAUUUCUGCAUUAAUUACUCAUUAAAUGUGGUCUGAUCUUCAUCUAAGUCCCAAUAAUAGACAAACAAAAUCUGCUUAAACU
Molecule: messenger RNA, 3106 nt
Organism: Anguilla rostrata (American eel)
Lineage: Eukaryota; Metazoa; Chordata; Actinopteri; Anguilliformes; Anguillidae
Product: gap junction delta-2 protein
Exons: 3
Coding region: 483-1613 (376 amino acids)
Biological process (GO): cell-cell signaling
Cellular component (GO): connexin complex
Molecular function (GO): gap junction channel activity
Source: RefSeq, a predicted model, not a curated record